AUGCGUCUAAUCAAGUUCCUCCUGGCUGCAACGGCACUCGUAACUGGAUCUGAUGCUCGUCCUAUGAAGAUCCCCACAGACAACAUUGCUCGCAAAAGAGAUGCAGAUUUCCUCAGUGUGCGAACUCGCCUCACCAAGGACUACAGUGGAAAAGCCGGUGACCCAAAGGACAAGUACUUUCACGAAUCAACAUUCCACCCUCACAUGGACGGACGUUUUGGUGACAGAGUUUUGAGUUAUGAUGAUCGCCGCUCAAACCUCACCACACUCAUGCAAACAUAUCUUUCUACAAUGAACGACAUUGGAGCAGAAACCUGGAUCAUGCACGGUAGUCUUCUUGGAUGGUUCUGGAACAGAAAGAUCAUGCCUUGGGAUUCGGAUGUCGAUGUUCAAAUGACCGAAAAGUCAAUGGAGCACUUGAGCGACUUUUACAACAUGACCGUUCACCACUACAAGCUUCCCGCCUUCCCUGAAGGCCGCGAUUACAUGCUUGAAAUCAACCCACAUUGGAGAAACAGCAGUACGACUGAUAGACUCAAUGUUAUUGACGCUCGCUGGAUUGAUAUGAGCAAUGGCUUGUUUAUCGACAUCACCACACUCCAUCGCAACACAACUGCGGAAGCUCUAGGCAUCGAAGGAGCCAUGAUGUGCAAGGACAAGCAUCACUUCAAUUUCACCGACAUCUUCCCACUCCGUGAGAGUGUUUUCGAGAACACUCCCGUCAAAGUUCCAUACGCCUACACCGAUCUUCUUGCUGAAGAGUAUGGCUCCAAAGCAUUGGUCAAGACAACCUUUGAGAACCACCACUUCGAUCAGCAAACAAUGGAAUGGAUUCCACUUUCGUAA
Messenger RNA from Aureobasidium namibiae CBS 147.97, 846 nucleotides. RefSeq lists its product as uncharacterized. Lineage: Eukaryota; Fungi; Ascomycota; Dothideomycetes; Dothideales; Saccotheciaceae. The transcript has a single exon. The coding region runs from base 1 to 846 and encodes 281 amino acids. The record is from RefSeq and is a predicted model, not a curated record.